Dujonia railenensis is the source of this 1941-nucleotide messenger RNA. The record is from the annotation of a GenBank genome assembly. NCBI's taxonomy places the organism in Eukaryota, Fungi, Ascomycota, Pichiomycetes, Serinales, Debaryomycetaceae.
AUGGAAGACUACAACUCUUCCCUAAUGAGCGGGGCCGGUUCCUCCAGUGCAAGCGGGAGCAGCGGUAACACAUCCGGUGGUAAUGCCGCAGGCGGUAGCUUCAACUUCACCAAUCCUGACCCCAUUAACUUCAACGAUGAGAUCUUCUUCAAUGUUUCCGAGUCCAACCAGCUCACGUCCUCGUCGUCGUUGGUUCAGAGCUCCAACACUGCCAACACUACACCCGAGUUCCACACUCCUCCUGCCAUCGACAGCAAUAACUACGACUACAUGAACAAGCGGGUUCAUUCCAAUUCAUUUAGCUUGCCCAUUGAUCAGCUCAACUUGUUGACUUUGAGGCAGGAUUUAAGGCAAGAGGCGGAGAUUUUGGGCGCCAAUGGUGGUCCUGGUUCGGCUUCUUCUGGUUCUGGAAGCGCACCAGGCACCGCAGUCGUAUCCAUUUCACAUUCUCCGAGCCCCAACCUCAACAUGGAUGAGUUUCCUUCGUCUUCAGUCUACCAGUCGCUCGUAAAAGAGAACUCGGAAGAAAGAACAAUAAACCCAAGACAAUUGUUUAACGAUCACAAACCAUUAUCUAACAGUUACAGCUCACCAUCGCUUACGACUUUGUUCAAGCUGGAAAUACAGUUGAGCUCACAAAAUAAGAACAAAAAGAGCGAGUUAUAUGGCAACAAGGAAAAGAAACAGAAUAGACAAGACCAGGAACAACUUUAUCAUCAACAGCAACAGCUCCAGCACCAAGAACAACUCAAACAUCAACAACAGCAUCUUUACAACCAACAACACCAACAACAACAACAGCAGCAGCAGCAGUCGCCACAGUCACAAUCUCAAUCACAAACUCAAUCCAAUGUGAAAGGUUCCACCCCCAGGUUUGAUUUCAUUAUGAAUGAUGAGUGCUUUAAUGCAAUUCACUACUGGUUAAACAAUACACAAUUCAGUGAUGCUACCGGAGAUCUGGCAGCAGAGAUAAUUGGAAAUCCUACAGGAAUAAUGAAGUACCAAAGGCGCAGGAACUCGAUUCAAUUAUCUUCUUCUGGACCGGCAUCUGAGAAGAUAUCAAAUACUAUUCUGAAGAAAAAGAGAAGAAAGUCGUACAAUAACUACGAAUUACUCAGGGGGAAUAUAGAAGGAUUGGGAAUUGUUAACGGAAAGAAUAAGUUGAAGGACGAGAAGAAAUAUAGAGCUCAAUUGGAAUCUAUACAGAGCCUGAACCAAAACGAGAAUCAAUCUGAAUUACAGACUCAAGAUGAAGCAGACAACCUUGAACAAGUUCUGAUUAACCCUGAAGAUUUAGAUGAUGUUCUGGUACAAUUGUCGUCUAAUGGAGCACUGAUUUUAAGUCACCAACUUCCCUCGCAAGAAGUAGAUCCGAUAGAUACAGAAUCGGCGCCCAUAAAAUCACCAACCUUACUCAAGCUGCAGCAGUUCCAAGAACUUUCGGAGCAAAGACUUCAACAGCAGCAACUCCAAACAACCCCACAACUGGCACAACUUCCGCAAUUUCAGUCGCCUCCACAAGUUCUGCCUACAACUUAUACUUCGCCUCCAUUCCAACUACAACUGCAACAGCCUCAAUUAUUGCUGCAAUCACAGGCAUUGAGAGCGCCAGCGCAGUCCAGCGCUAAAGUGUCCACAAGCCCCAAGCUGAAACCUGCUCACCAAUCUGAUGAUGAAGAUUCAGAUGAAGAGAAGCCAUUCCCUUGUCCCGAUUGUACCAAGCAAUUUAAGAGACUGGAGCAUCUUAAACGUCACAUCAGAUCGGUGCAUUCCAAUAUUCGUCCAUUCCAUUGCAAAUACUGUGAAAAGAAGUUUUCCAGAAGUGAUAAUUUGGCCCAACACUUGAAGACCCACUAUAAGACUUUGCCCAACGGGACUACUACGAUAAUAUUGGGCAACCCCAAUUUAUUCAACCGAGGAGGAAGAAGAAACAAGAGUUGA